Messenger RNA from Emys orbicularis (European pond turtle), 3287 nucleotides. It is a transcript of the gene LRRC14, whose product is annotated as leucine rich repeat containing 14. The record is from RefSeq and is a predicted model, not a curated record. Bases 33 to 1568 code for a protein of 511 amino acids. Lineage: Eukaryota; Metazoa; Chordata; Testudines; Emydidae. The transcript is spliced from 3 exons. Gene Ontology annotation, molecular function: protein binding. Gene Ontology annotation, cellular component: cytoplasm.
CUGGGGCUCUGGCUUGCUGCCUCCCUGCAGCCAUGCACUCCCUCGUGUUCCUCUGUGCACAGAAGGUGGUUUCCCACCACUCCACGGUGCGCGGUGCCUUGGAGUUCAUCCCAAAGGAGUUGUAUCCAGUCUUGUUCAAGGCAGCUUUCAUGGACAAGAGGACCCUCGUGCUGCAAGAUCUGGUGCAGACAUGGCCUUUCCCGGUACUCAGUUUCCAGAAGCUUUUGCGGAAGUGUCAGCACUGUGACCGGGCUCUGCUCCAGGAAAAGCCCAACAAGCUGUGUGUGCAGACUGUCAUCCUGGGAGUGGUGACCUAUCUGAAUGAGGCUCUCGAAGACCGACUCCACAGCCAAAGCAGGAGGCAGCGCCUGCAGGUUCUGGACAUGACGGGGCUUCAGGAUGAUGGAAUAGACCAGGGCCCAGAAAGCAUGAGCCUCUGGUCCAGGACCGUGACCCUGGCGAAAGCGUGCAUUGACGUUUCCAAACACCAGAGCAAGUGCACCAAGCGCACCUCGAAGCGGAGGAAGGGCCCCUACAGCAGCUCGGUGGCUCUGCCGCCGCCACAGCCUGUUUCUGUGGAAGUCCACGUGGAUCUCUUUGUGAACAGCACCUCUUAUGGAGUCCUUAAAGAUGCCUUGCAGAACAACGCCAACAGCAUGCUGCGGCUGAAGUGCCGGGACUUCCGGGCUGAGGAGCUGCCCAUUGCAAGUACCGUGGGGCUCCUGGAGUUCCUGGAUCCCACGGGUGUUCGGCAGGUGGAUCUGAGAUUCAAUAACCUGGGGCUGUCUGGCCUGAGGGUGAUUCUCCCGCACAUGGCAAAAUUCACCAACCUGGUCAGCCUGAAGCUGCCCUACAGCAACAUUGAUGUGAGACGGCUCUCAGCGGGGAUGGAAGGAAGCCUCCACUACUUCGCCACUCAGCUCAGUAGAUUGUCCUGUCUCAAGGAGCUGAAUUUGGGCUCCUCCAGGCUUUCCGGAAAGCUAAGGCAACUGCUGGGUGAUUUGCAGGGUCCCUUGGAAAGCCUGGAGCUGGCCUUCUGCUACCUGCUCCCCAAUGACCUCGCCUACCUUUCGCAAAGCCUUCACACCCCCACCCUGAAGAAGCUGGACCUCAGCGGCAACAACUUGUCUGACUCGCUUCUCCAGCCCUUCCAGCAUCUCCUAGAAGAGGCCUCCUCAUCCCUUCUCCACCUGGACAUCAUGGAGUGCCGCCUGAUGGAUAUCCAUCUGGAAUCGCUUCUCCCCGCCCUGUGCCGCUGCUCUCAACUUCGCUACCUGGGGGUGUUUGGCAACCCCCUCUCUACGCGGGGGCUGAAGAACUUGCUGCAGAGGACCAUGGGCCUAUUGUACUUGCAGCUUGUCAUUUACCCCUACCCUGUGGACUGCUACAGUGAGAACCUGCCAUGGCCCCCCACCUCCUCUAACCUCUUGAAUGGUUCUGUGGAUGAAGAGAAGUUUUCCAGGGUGAGCGCUGAGCUGCAACAGAUGCUGCUGACUGCAUGCAGGACCGACUCCGUCUGGACCACGAACUUAUGCAGGCACAAUACCUUAGAUUAUUUUAAUUUGUAGCUCACCAGGAAUGCAAAACGAAGGAGAAAACAAACUGAUAGGGCUGAUCAUUUUUAAUGCCCCUUCAAAGUUGAGCGGUUCAGUGGACGCAGCAACAACACGUUUAUACACUUUUUUUUAACAGCAUCUGUUUAGUGCAUGAAUUCAAAUGGAAGUUCUCUUCUCCCCUUCUGCACCUCCGUUCAGUAAAGCUGCCAGGCUCUAUGCCUCUUUAUCCCUGGCUUAUCCCAGAUAGUGCCGUUGCUAUCCUGUCUUACUGUGCCUAUGACCCGCUUACCCUAUGUAGGUUGUUACAUGCCCCUUACAUGACUUUAGUGUAGCCCUGCAGAAUUCUUAGCAAAGUGUACUAGCCACAGGACAGAUGCAGCAGCCCAACAAUUAGAAGGCCUCUUCUAAAAACACCGAUCCAUUCCUAGCUUCUGAGCAGUCUGCUCUUCUUUCUCUGCAUGGAUUACCUCAUCUGAAAAUCCCUCUCUUCUAAUGUAUCCCAUCAUUCUCUCUCACGUGUGCGUAGGGCUUAGAACUGUUACCAGUCAUGUAGUAGCCAGAGCACUAAACCCACUAGCCAGACAGAUGUGAAAGGUGGGGAGACCUAUAUUUAGGGACAGCUCUCCUAUACUCCUGCUCUGCUUUAUGGCUGCUGCAAGUGGGGUGUCUUGUGCUACUCUGUCCUUCCCCCAGCCUUCACUUUGGAGUCCUCCUGUGAACUGAAUAUUUCCUCCAUCUCUGCUGUUGCAUGGAGCUUUCCUAAGAUGUAACAAAAUAAAAUUGGCUCAGUUCUUAUCCAUUUCACAGCUGCUUGCAGAGUAUAGUAGUGGUGAGACUGACAACACCCCUGUCGGUUUUCAUGCUUCUGCGGGCGCGUGGAAGAUCUGAGUAACAGCAGAGGCAUUGGAGUGGUAUGCAGACUGACUGUUUACACUCCCCUUGUACGCAGAAAGCUUCUUCACAACUAGAAACGUUUUCUUUUUUUAAAUGAGAGGUUAGAUCCUGCAGAAGAUGAUUCAUGCUCCCUGGUAUACUUACCAGCCAUGGGCAUGUGGUAAGUGAGGAUGGGUAAGGAAUGGUGUCCCUAGCCUCUGUUUGUCAGAGGGUGGAGAUGGACGGCAGGAGAGAGAUCACUUGAUCAUUGCCUGUUGGUCCACUCCCUCUGGGACACCUGGCAUUGGCCACUGUCGGUAGACAGGAUACUGGGCUAGAUGGACCUUUGCUCUGACCCGGUACGGCCGUUCUUAUGUUCUUACGUUGUUAAUGUGGAGUUUUUCAGCUUGGUGUAGGGGCUGAGUCUCCCUUCCCCUUCCCUACACUCUCACUUCUUCUCCAUUUGAAGAAUACUUUCUCCUUGGAAAGCCUCGUUACCUGGCCAAAGUAAGUAGUGUUACAGUCACAGCCAAGGCUUAAUUCCUGUUCUCUCCACUGAGACCCAUUUCUCCUCUAGACCUCUUGUCCUCCUCUCCCUAAAAUAUCUCUCUGGCUUGGCACACACCCAGUACUUCAUCUCCCUGGUCGAUCUAUCCACUUGCUCCAACCUCUGUGGGGACAGCUUUUGCUGAUCCCUCUUGGCUUCUUCUCCAUUCAUUUGCUGGUCUCCUAUUGCCUUGAAUAUCAGACUUUUGGUGUAAAAGCCCCUUUGCUUGGAACUCAAACUAGAACUUUUACUAAGUGCUACCAAACAUCCAAUAGGGAACGAUCCUGCAUUAGCUGAGAGGGACGUAAUCU